CCACACACGACGAUAUCAUCGACGUUCUCUCUCACAACUUCUCUUCCGUCGGCACCGCGCACCGCCUCCGUCAACCACGUGCUCAUCCUCCUUAACAACUUACAGCCAUGGGCAAAUCACAGUCAAAGCUCACCCCGGAACAGCUACAAGACCUCCAGAAGAAUACUUAUUUCGACAAGAAGGAGCUCCAGCAAUGGUACAAGGGUUUUCGCAAAGACUGUCCCUCAGGACAACUAGACAAGUCCGAGUUCAGCCGCAUAUAUAAACAAUUCUUCCCCUUUGGCGACCCCGCAGAGUUCGCCGACUAUGUCUUCAACGUUUUCGACGAGAACAAGAACGGUACCAUCGAUUUCAAAGAGUUUAUAUGUGCCCUCAGUGUCACCAGCCGUGGUAGACUAGACGAGAAGCUCAAGUGGGCCUUCCAGCUAUACGAUCUCGAUAAAGAUGGCUUCAUAACAUACGACGAAAUGCUCCAGAUCGUCCAGUCCAUAUACAAGAUGACGGGCGAGAUGGUCAAGCUUCCCUCUGACGAAGACACCCCAGAAAAGCGGGUUGACAAGAUCUUCCGUAAUAUGGACCGAGACAAGGACGCCAAAUUGACCUAUGAUGAGUUUGUAGAGGGUAGCAAGCAGGAUCCUACGAUCGUGCAGGCAUUAUCACUGUAUGAUGGAUUGGUGUAGCACAUCUGAUUUUAUCGCAAGUACCCCAACACACGUCUCCAAUCCUUCCUGAUUGCCAUCUUGCUGUAUUUUUCUCGGACCUGGUGAACGAACAAGCGUCAUCUAUGUUACUUAUGCCAAUGCGAAUGUAGCUGUAUCCUGACAAAUUUGAUUUCAUAUCUAUAGAGUCUAUCCAAUACACGAACAAGU
Desarmillaria tabescens is the source of this 869-nucleotide messenger RNA. RefSeq lists its product as uncharacterized. The coding region runs from base 108 to 680 and encodes 190 amino acids. The record is from RefSeq and is a predicted model, not a curated record. Lineage: Eukaryota; Fungi; Basidiomycota; Agaricomycetes; Agaricales; Physalacriaceae. Gene Ontology annotation, cellular component: membrane; cytosol; intracellular membrane-bounded organelle. Gene Ontology annotation, molecular function: calcium ion binding. The transcript is spliced from 6 exons.